Debaryomyces hansenii CBS767 is the source of this 864-nucleotide messenger RNA. RefSeq names its product alpha/beta fold hydrolase. The transcript has a single exon. Bases 1 to 864 code for a protein of 287 amino acids. Lineage: Eukaryota; Fungi; Ascomycota; Pichiomycetes; Serinales; Debaryomycetaceae. The record is from RefSeq and is a predicted model, not a curated record.
AUGACAACACAACAUCAGGCAGACUUAUAUUUAUUACCUCAUACUUCUCAGUAUCCUUCAUUGAUACAUAGCAAAGAAGACUUAGAAAGUGUCCUUCUCGUGCCAAGUACAUUUACUUCAAAGAGUGAAUGGGACCUUGUAGUGCCAUUUCUUUUAGCCAAGGGUAAGUACCAUUUGCUUAUCCCAGAUUUCUCAUGUUAUGGAGAAAACGUAUCAGACGAUGCAGCGGUUGCUAGACCCCAACAAUUAUUUUCCGUUCGAGAAAUUUCGGCUCUUUUGGCUCAUCUUAUACGUAAAACUGCCAUCAAGGGGAAGGCAAAGAUUGUUGGCCUAAGCUUGGGAGCUAUCAUUGCUAUUAGUGUCGCGUCUUUAUAUUCGGACGUUGUGAACGACGCAGUGUUUGUAUCUGGAUAUGAAGUCUAUCCGCACCUAGAUCCAGCUGGAAUAGCGCCCUAUGGGUUAUGGGCGAUAAAUAGGAUUGAAAGACUUGUUCCCAUCAGUAUAAUUAGAUGGGCUAUGGAUGGUGCUGAUAUACAACAGGAGCUGCGAUCUGGUAGUCUAUCUUUUUGUAGAGAGAUAAUUCGUUGUUUAUCUGGUGUGGACUCCUGGCCGCCUAUUCCAUGGCCUUCGCGUACAAUGAUUGUAGCUGCCGGAAAAAGGAACUGGUUUCUUCCUUCCGCAGACCAUCCCGAAGAUGCAAAAAAGUUGGCUGAUAUUGGAAAGAUCAUGAACGGUAGAACUGUUGCCGUUGUCCAUCCGCUUAUGAGACAUCCCUGGAAUAGACAAGCGCCCGAAUUGUUUGCUGAGGCGGUUUGGACCUGGUUUGAGAAGGGGAGACUAACGGAGGGAUUUCAGCAUUUGUGA